GCUCCUCCAGUCACACGCUGUCUCUGUUGAGCAGUUCCUGUUCCGGCCCCGGAAACAGAGAAGAGAGUGCGAGAGUUGCCGGGUCAUUCUGACGGGAUUGUCUGCGGUGCCGCAUCUGUAGGCUUAGAAAUAUACCAUGUGCACAGGUUUGAGCUUGGAGAAGACCGCUUCCUUCAGGAAGAAGCUGAAGUCUGACCCCCGUUUUCUACUGGCUCAGAAUGUUGCCACAUGCAGUGAUCCACUGGAAGUGUGUCUACAGAGGCAGACUGUUCAGGACAGUGUACAUGUCUUUCAGCACACCAUUCCUACGGAGGGCAAGCCUGUCACCAACCAGAAAAACUCAGGACGGUGUUGGAUCUUUUCCUGUCUGAAUGUGAUGAGGUUGCCUCUUAUGAAGAAGUUUAACCUUGAAGAGUUUGAGUUCAGUCAGUCCUAUCUGUUUUUCUGGGACAAGAUUGAACGCUGCAAUUAUUUCCUAAAUGCCUUUGUUGAAACUGCACGUUUGAAUGAGCCAAUCGAUGGGAGACUUAUGCAGUUCCUGCUUUCAAACCCCACCAACGAUGGAGGACAGUGGGAUAUGCUGGUUAACCUCAUUGAAAAAUAUGGAGUCAUCCCAAAGAAAUGUUUCCCUGAAUCUCACACCUCAGAGGCUACACGACGAAUGAAUGACAUUAUUAACCACAAGAUGAGGGAAUAUUGCUUACGGCUAAGGAACAUGGUAUCCAGCAGCUCCACUAAGGAAGAGAUCUCUGCGGCUUUGGAAACUAUGAUUGAGGAGGUAUACAGAGUAGUCAGUAUUUGUGUGGGGAGCCCUCCAGAAACCUUUACCUGGGAGUUCAGAGACAAAGAGAAGACAUAUCACAAGAUUGGGCCUGUGACACCCCAGGAUUUUUACACAGAGCAUGUUAAACCAAUUUACAAUGUGGAAGACAAGAUCUGUCUGGUCAAUGAUCCUCGGCCACAGAAUAAGUUUGGCAAACUUUACACCGUGCAGUUCUUGGGUAAUAUGCUGGAAGGUCGGAAAACGCUGUAUAAUAACCAGCCCGUGGAAGUCUUAAAAAAGUUAGCAGCUGCCACUAUAAAAGAUGGAGAGGCGGUGUGGUUUGGCUGUGAUGUUGGAAAGCAUUUUCAUGGAAAACUAGGCAUCAAUGACAUUAACAUAUUCGACCAUGAGCUGGUGUUUGGCGUGUCCGUUAAGAACUUGAACAAGGCAGAGAGACUUAUUUUCGGAGACUCUCUGAUGACACAUGCCAUGGCCCUGACUGCAGUCACAGAGAAGGAAGGACAAGAAGGGGAGUAUGAAAAAUGGCGAGUAGAGAACUCGUGGGGUGAUGACCGUGGAAAUAAAGGCUAUCUAAUCAUGACCGAUGAGUGGUUCUCAGAAUACGUCUACGAGGUGGUUGUGGAUAAGAAGCAUGUACCUGAGGAGGUCCUGGAGGUGUUAAAGCAGGACCCCUUGGUUCUACCAGCCUGGGAUCCAAUGGGCGCCUUGGCUUAGUUAAGAAGUGACUGCAUUUCCCUUCUGCUCUCUCCUUGUCAUCAUCAAGACUAGAAUUUCCCUUCUCCAACUUCAGUGUAGCACUGGAACAAUAGAUUCAACCAAACACUGCAUGUUUUCUCAUGAAAUAGAAGCGGGAUAGACUUUGAUCCCCAGCAGUCUGCUGUACCUCAAACCCAGCACUCAGGAAGUGUCUCUUCAUCCAGAUCAUCUCACCUUCUGAAAGAGCUCUUUAAUUCAAUCCUCUCUUUUGUAUAAAAUAAUAGAUUAUAUUGUUACAGACCUGUACCCAUGGUAUUGAUAAGAAUCCAUCUCUACUUAACAUGGACCAGGAGAGGUGAAUGUAGUAUAUAAACUACAAACACAUACAGUAUGUGCUCUCAUUCUGUAGAUUUGUGCCCUGAAUGUCUUUUCCUGAACCUUAUCCAGGACUCGCUGGCUGCAUUUACAUUUCACUGAG
This is a messenger RNA of Nanorana parkeri, 1958 nucleotides long. It is a transcript of the gene BLMH, whose product is annotated as bleomycin hydrolase. The record is from RefSeq and is a predicted model, not a curated record. Gene Ontology annotation, biological process: proteolysis; L-homocysteine catabolic process; response to toxic substance. The coding region runs from base 137 to 1498 and encodes 453 amino acids. The transcript is spliced from 12 exons. Gene Ontology annotation, cellular component: cytoplasm. Gene Ontology annotation, molecular function: cysteine-type aminopeptidase activity. NCBI's taxonomy places the organism in Eukaryota, Metazoa, Chordata, Amphibia, Anura, Dicroglossidae.